AUGAAACUCAAGAAGCUCGAAAGUUGUUUGCAACAAGUCGACACAUUUGAGACACCAAAAGUACUCCUUGAGCAGUAUCCAACGAGCCCUCACAUCGCAGCAUGUAUGCUAUAUACAAUCCAUAGUACAUUUAACGACAUUGAAGGAAAACUAGUGGCAGAUUUGGGAUGUGGAUGCGGUAUUUUGAGCAUUGGAGCUGCAGUCCUUGAAGCAGGUUUUUGUAUUGGUUUUGACAUCGAUAACGAGGCCUUGGAAAUAUUCAGAAGAAAUGCAGAAGAAUUUGAGAUUUCAAACUUGGAUUUUGUUCAGUGUGACAUUAGUAGUUUGGAGCUUGAGGCGUAUUCUUCCAAAUUUGACACAGUUAUCAUGAACCCACCUUUUGGUACAAAACGCAAUCAAGGUAUUGAUAUGAUAUUUCUGAAGACUGCUUUAAAGUUAGCAAAUAAUGCUGUGUAUUCACUUCACAAAACAUCGACACGAGAGCACAUACAGAAAAAGGCACAUGAUUGGGGUGUUACAAUGGAAGUAAUAGCAGAACUUCGAUACGAUAUACCAGCAUCUUUCAAGUUUCACAAGAAGAAAUCGGUGGAUAUCCAGGUGGACUUCAUAAGAUUCUCUAAACUUUGA
This is a messenger RNA of Knipowitschia caucasica, 627 nucleotides long. NCBI's taxonomy places the organism in Eukaryota, Metazoa, Chordata, Actinopteri, Gobiiformes, Gobiidae. The record is from the annotation of a GenBank genome assembly.